Molecule: messenger RNA, 7626 nt
Organism: Megalops cyprinoides (Indo-Pacific tarpon)
Lineage: Eukaryota; Metazoa; Chordata; Actinopteri; Elopiformes; Megalopidae
Product: tetratricopeptide repeat protein 28-like
Exons: 23
Coding region: 126-7286 (2386 amino acids)
Molecular function (GO): protein binding
Source: RefSeq, a predicted model, not a curated record
UGGUGAAAAUAUGCUGCAAAAUUGAGGGAAGUCGCGAGGCAGUAUGACUUGCUUUUGCAACUCCCUUGAAUCCCAUUUCUCCGCGUAUAUAAUAUCUUGAUGCUGUACAUUUUUGGUUUACAAAUAUGAUGAAAUGGCAGCCCCGGAAGAAGGCUUACUUCCGACAGGGUGUUGCCCUUCAGUACCUGGGGCGGCAUGCCGACGCGCUGGCCGCCUUCGCCUCAGGCCUGGCCCAGGACCCCAAGAGCUUGCAGCUGCUGGUGGGAAUGGUGGAGGCCGCCAUGAAGUCACCAUUACGAGAGUCCCUGGAGCCCACCUAUCAGCAGCUGCAGAAGAUGAAGCUGGACAAGAGCCCCUUCGUGGUGGUGUCGGUGAUUGGCCAGGAGCUGCUGACGGCCGGCCACCACGGCGCCUCGGUGGUGGUGCUGGAGGCCGCGCUCAAGAUCGGCACCUGCAGCCUCAAGCUGCGCGGCUCCGUCUUCUCUGCCCUCAGCAGCGCCUACUGGUCGCUGGGCAACACCGAGAAAAGCACCGGCUACAUGCAGCAGGACCUAGAGGUGGCCAAGACCUUAGGUGACCAAGCAGGCGAGUGCCGCGCCCAUGGUAACCUGGGGUCGGCAUUCUUCUCCAAGGGGAACUACCGUGAAGCCCUGACCAACCACCGGCACCAGCUGGUCCUGGCCAUGAAGCUGAAAGACAGAGAGGCGGCCUCCUCGGCACUCAGCAGCCUGGGCCACGUGUACACGGCCAUCGGCGACUACCCCAACGCGCUGGCCAGCCACAAGCAGUGCGUGCUGCUGGCCAAGCAGUCCAAGGACCAGCUGUCGGAGGCGCGGGAGCUGGGCAACAUGGGCGCCGUCUACAUCGCCAUGGGCGACUUCGACAACGCCGUGCAGUGCCACGAGCAGCACCUGGGCAUCGCCAAGGCCCUGGGCAACAAGCGGGAGGAGGCGCGGGCCUACAGCAACCUGGGCAGCGCCUACCACUACCGCCGCAACUUCGACAAGGCCAUGUCCUACCACACCCACGUGCUGGAGCUGGCCCAGGAGCUGGCUGAGCGGUCCAUCGAGAUGCGGGCCUACGCUGGGCUGGGCCACGCCGCCCGCUGCAUGCAGGACCUGGAGCGGGCCAAGCAGUACCACGAGCAGCAGCUGGCCAUCGCUGAGGGCCUGAAGGACCGUGCGGCUGAGGGGAGGGCUUCCUCCAACUUGGGCAUCAUCCACCAGAUGAAAGGAGAUUACGAGACUGCACUGAAACUCCACAAAACUCAUCUCUCCAUUGCCCAGGAGCUGAGUGACUACGCCGCUCAGGGCCGGGCUUAUGGGAACAUGGGCAACGCCUACAAUGCGCUGGGCAUUUUUGACCAGGCCGUACGCUACCACCGGCAGGAACUACAGAUCUCCAUGGAGGUCAAUGACCGCGCCUCCCAGGCCUCGACCCACGGAAACCUGGCAGUAGCCUACCAGGCCCUGGGUGCGCAUGACCGGGCCCUCCAGCAUUACCAGAACCACCUGAAUAUCGCUCGCGAGCUGAGGGACGUCCAGAGCGAGGCUCGGGCGCUGGGCAACCUGGGCAACUUCCACUGCUCCCGGGGUGAGUUCCCCCAAGCAGUGCCCUAUUAUGAGCAGUACCUGCGCCUCUCCCCGGACCUCCAGGACAUGGAAAGCGAAGGCAAGGUCUGCCACAACCUGGGUUACGCCCACUACUGCCUGGGCAACUUCCAGGAAGCCGUCAAGUACUACGAGCAGGACUUGGCACUGGCUAAAGACCUACAUGACAAGCUGAGCCAGGCCAAGGCCUACUGCAACCUGGGUCUGGCCUUCAAGGCGUUGGGCAACUUCGGCAAGGCAGAGGAGUGCCAGAAGUACCUGCUGUCAUUGGCGCAGUCGCUGAACAACUCGCAGGCCCGUUUCCGGGCACUGGGCAACCUUGGCGACAUCUUCGUCUGCAAGAAGGACAUUGGUGGCGCCAUCCAGUUCUAUGAGCAGCAGCUGGCUCUGGCCCACCAGGUCAAGGAGCGCAAGAUGGAAGCCUGUGCCUACGCUGCCCUGGGCGCUGCCUACCGGAUGAUACAGAAGUAUGACAAGGCCCUAGGCUACCAUACCCAGGAGCUGGAAGUCUACCAGGAGCUGGGCGAUGUCCAAGGAGAGUGCAAGGCCCACGGGCACCUGGCUGCCGUUUACAUGUCCCUGGGCAAGUACACCAUGGCCUUCAAAUGCUACGAGGAGCAGCUGGAGAUGGGCCAGAAGCUGAAGGACCCGAGCAUCGAGGCGCAAGUCUACGGGAACAUGGGCAUCACCAAGAUGAACAUGAGCGUGAUGGAGGAGGCCAUCGGCUACUUUGAGCAGCAACUGGCCAUGCUGCAGCAGCUGAGUGGCAACGAGGCCAUGCUGGAUCGGGGCCGCGCCUACGGCAACCUGGGCGACUGCUACGAAGCACUGGGGGACUUUGAGGAGGCCAUAAAGUACUACGACCAGUACCUGUCAGUGGCCCAGAGCCUGAACCGCAUGCAGGACCAAGAGAAGGCAUACAGAGGGCUUGGAAAUGGACACAGGGCGAUGGGCAACCUGCAGCAGUCUCUGGUGUGCUUUGAGAAGCGGCUGGUGGUGGCCCACGAGCUGGGGGAGUGCGGCAGCAAGGCGCAAGCCUAUGGUGAGCUGGGGAGCCUGCACAGCCAGCUGGGCAACUAUGAGCAGGCCAUCUCCUGCCUGGAGCGGCAGCUGGGCAUCGCCCGCGACACCAAGGACCGGCUGCUGGAGGGCGACGCCAGCUGCGGCCUGGGCGCCGUCUACCAGCUGAUGGGCGAGUAUGACACGGCGCUACAGUGCCACCAGCGCGACCUGGAGAUCGCCGAGGAGACGGACAGCCCCGGCUGCCAGGGCCGGGCCUACGGCAACCUGGGCCUCACCUACGAGUCGCUGGGCAACUUCGAGCGGGCCGUGGUGUACCAGGAGCAGCACCUGAGCAUCGCGGCGCAGAUGAACGACCUGGUGGCCAAAACGCAGGCCUACAGCAGCCUGGGGCGCACCCACCACGCGCUGCAGAACUACUCACAGGCCGUCAUGUACCUGCAGGAGGGUCUGCGUCUGGCAGAACAGCUGGGCCGGCGUGAAGACGAGGCCAAGAUUCGCCAUCGUCUGGGUCUGUCGCUCUGGGCCAGUGGUAAUCUGGAAGAAGCCCAGCACCAGCUGUAUCGUGCUUCAGCUCUGUUUGAGACAAUCCGGCAUGAGGCCCAGCACAGCACGGACUACAAGCUCUCUCUGUUUGACCUGCAAACGUCAUCGUACCAGGCGCUGCAGAGAGUCCUUGUCAGCCUAGGUCACCAUGAUGAAGCCCUGGCUGUGGCCGAGCGAGGGCGGACGCGGGCCUUUGCGGACCUGCUGGUGGAGCGACAGACGGGCCAGCAGGACUCGGACCCAUACACCCCGGUCACGGUGGACCACAUUCUGGACUCGGUCAACAGCCAGCGGGCCCUGGUGCUCUACUUCUCGCUGGCCGCAGGCUACCUGUACAGCUGGCUGCUGGCGCCCGGAGCAGGGAUCCUCAAGUUCCAUGAGGUGUACCUGGGUGAGGGCGUGUCAGAGGGCGGGGCUGAGUUCCAGGAGGGAGGCAGUGGGAGCUUACCUGGAGGAGGUGGGAGCGGCUCUUCGCUGGAGCAGCACAUUGCCAGUGCCCGGGAGGCCCUGGGUGUGGACUCCUACUACAGCAGGGGCUGUUCCAGUAGCGAGACGGAGAGUGAAGCAGGGGAUCUGUUGGAUCAGCAGUUUGAGGAGCUCAACAACAAGCUGAACUCGGUGACUGACCCAACAGGAUUCCUGCGCAUGGUGUCCCGAAACAACCUCUUCAACAGGAGCUGCCAGAGCAUGACCAGCCUGUUUAGCAACACCAUGUCCCCAGCAAAAGACAGCGGCUCAUCCCUGCCACGCCGGACCAGCGCCCUCAGCAAGCCCCCUCUCCGCGCCCUCUACGACCUGCUCAUAGCACCCAUGGAGGGGGGCCUGAUGCACUCCAGUGGGCCUGUGGGCAGACACAGGCAGCUGGUGCUGGUCCUGGAGGGGGAGCUGUACCUCAUCCCUUUCGCCCUGCUGAAGGGCAGCUCCUCCAACGAGUACCUGUACGAGCGCUUCAGCCUCAUCGCCGUGCCCUCCAUCGGGGGCCUGGGGGCCAAUGCCAAGGCGCACCCACGGCGGGCGGGGCCGGCACUGUGCGGGGGUGGCUCCAUGGCGGCGGUGGUGGGGAACCCCCGGCUCCCCUCAUCGGUGAUGGACCGCUGGCUGUGGGGGCCCAUGCCCUCGGCCCAGGAGGAGGCGCUCAUGGUGUCCGAGCUGCUGGGCUGCCAGCCGCUGGCCGGGCCGGCCGCCACCAAGGAGCGGGUGAUGAGCGCCCUCAGCCAGGCCGAGUGCGCCCACUUCGCCACGCACAUCUCCUGGAAGCUGGCGGCCCUGGUGCUCACCCCCAACCAGGAGGGGCCGCCCGGGGGGGCAGGGCCCGGGGGCGGCGGAGUGGGAGGAGUAGGGGGAGGCGCGGCCGGCGGAGGCGGAGGGAAGGCCUCCUUUGGGAACAGCUACACCAUCCCGGAGAGCCUGCGAGUUCAGGACGAUGGCAGCGAUGUGGAGAGCAUCUGUGACAGCCCGCCCCUGCAGGAGUUCCUGCUCACCGCCGCCGACAUCCUGGACCUCCGGCUGCCUGUCAAACUGGUGGUGCUCGGCUCGUACCAGGAGUCCAACAGUAGGGUGACGGCAGACGGUGUGGUGGGCCUGACGAGGGCCUUCCUAGCUGCCGGGGCGCAGUGCGUGCUGGUGUCACUGUGGCCUGUCCCCGUCGCCGCCUCCAAGGUGUUCGUCCACGCCUUCUACUCCGCCCUCCUCAAUGGCACCAAGGCCAGCGCUGCGCUCGCAGACGCUAUGAAGACCGUGCAGAGCAGCAAGCAGUUCUCCCACCCCUCCAACUGGGCAGGCUUCAUGCUGAUUGGCAGUGAUGUGAAGCUGAACAGCCCCUCUUCUCUUAUUGGCCAAGCACUGGCGGAGAUUCUGCAGUACCCGGAUAAGGCUCGUGACGCCCUGAGGGUCCUGCUGCAUCUGGUGGAGAAGUCCCUGCAGCGGAUCCAGAACGGCCAACGGAACUCCAUGUACACAUCCCAGCAGAGCGUUGAGAACAAGGUGGGGGGCGUCCCAGGCUGGCAGGCGCUCCUGACAGCCGUGGGCUUCCGGCUGGACUCGGCCGGCACCGGGCUCCCCGCCGCGGUCUUCUUCCCCAUGGCAGACCCCGGCGACCGGCUGCAGCAGUGCAGCACCACCCUGCAGUCACUGCUUGGUCUGCCACCCCCUGCCCUGCAGGCCCUCUGCAAGCUCAUCACUGCCUCUGAGACGGGAGAGCAACUCAUCAACAGGGCUGUUAAAAAUAUGGUGGGAAUGCUCCAUCAGGUGCUGGUCCAGCUGCAGACGGGUGAGAAGGAGCAGGACUUCUCUCUGGUGCCCAUCCAGGUGUCCAUCAGCGUACAGCUGUGGAGACUGCCCGGCUGCCACGAGUUCCUGGCUGCGCUCGGAUUUGAUCUGUGUGAGGUGGGCCAGGAGGAAGUUGUGCUGAAGACGGGCAAGCAGGCCAACCGUCGCACCAUGCACUUUGCCUUGCAGUCUCUGCUGGCGCUCUUCGACUCCACAGAGCUGCCCAAACGCCUCAGCUUGGACAGCUCUUCCUCUCUGGAAUCUCUGGCCUCCGCCCAGUCUGUCUCCAACCAGCUGCCCCUGGGGUACCCGAACCCGCCCUUCUCCCCACCGUGCCCCGACAGCCUGGCCUCAGAUGCCAUCUCAGUGUACAGCCUCAGCUCCGUUGCCUCCUCCAUGAGCUUCGCGUCCAAGUCGGAGAGCACCUGCGAGUUCCUGAGCCAGCGCUCUCGGCAGCAGGAGCUGGAACGCCAUCGGGGCGGGGCGGGCCUCUUCUCCUCCCACAAGCACUCUGCCGUGCCCCGCAGCCGCUCCUCCCCGCACGGGGCGGCGGGGGGCAGGAGGGAGGAGGAGGAGUACGAGGGCUUCUCCAUCAUCAGCAGCGAGCCGCUGGGCAGCCACUGCGACUCCCUCCCCCUCCCUCCAGGCCACGGGCAGCGCCACCACCCCCGGGGGGCCAGCGGUUCGGGCAGGGGGCGGAAUUAUGGGGCGUCCAUCUCCACGCGCGGCAGCGUCAGCACCCCCACCUCCCCUAUCAAGGCCAGCCUGAUCCCCAGCCCCAACUCGCCCUUCCAGAAGGUGGGUAAGGUGAGCAGCUCAGACACGGGCGAGUCGGACCAGUCCAGCACCGAGACGGACAGCACGGUCAAGUCUCAGGAGGAGAAAACAUCGGCCGGCCCGCCACUGGACCCUCAGGAGCUGGCCCAGAAGAUCCUGGAGGAGACGCAGAGCCACUUACGGGCUGUGGAGAGCCUGCAGAGGAGCGGGCCCGACGGCAUGGCGACAGGUGGGGCCUCCACUCCCACUGGAGGCUCCGCCUUCCGCUCCUCUGAGACCAGCGCAUUCAGCCGCCCCAACAGCAGCGCCAGCAUCAAGGCACAGUCCUCGCCGCUCCCCACCCGCCCCAAGCCGCCUUCCCGCACCUCCUCCCUGCAGAAAGUCAGCUCUGGCUACAACAGCCCGGCCACCUCCGAGGCCUCUCUGAAGGAGGGCGGCCACCCCUCCCCCACCCUGGACAGCCACGCCCAGGUCAAGCUCAAGUACCCCAGCUCUCCCUACAGUGGACACAUCUCCCGGUCGCCCAGCAACAUCUCACCCAGCUCAGGCCAUCAGUCUCCGGCUGGCAGCGCGCCGUCCCCCGCCCUCUCCUAUUCGUCUACCGGCUCGGCUCGCUCCAGCCCGGCUGACGCCCCCGAUCUUGACCGCCUGAAGAGGGCCGCCAUUGACGAGAAAGUGCAGGCCAUCCACAACCUGAAGACCUUCUGGGCCAACGCGGCGCAGCAGCAGCAGCAGUCAGGCCCCGUACGGGCCCUGCACAGCAGGGCCGGGGCCGUGGGCACUGCCGGGAGGGACGUCCUCAGCCUCCUCAACCUGUCGCCGCGCCACGGCAAGCCCAGUAAGGCCAGUGGCAGCCUGGAGCUGCGAGAGCUGGGGCUGCAGUCACUCGAGCGGGGCUCCAACAACCCUCCCAAUGGCCACCGCCGGCACGACCCCAGGAGAGUGGCCCCCUCUCCCACCACCUCCACCAGCAGCAGUCCUGGCGCCCGCCCCAUCAGACUGCCCGCAGGGAAUGGUUACAAGUUCCUGUCACCUGGGAGGUUUUUCCCCUCCUCCAAAUGCUGAGACACUUUAACUGGUCUUCCUCCCUUUGGUUUCUUCUGCCACUUGCUAAUGAUUAGCUAUCCCCUCCAAAGGAAGAGGCUGGGCACUUUCUGGAGGCAUUGAUUGGCCCAUUCAUGUCGGGACAUUGUAACAGACAGUGCGCUUCUGUUAUAAGAGAGGGCAGUGAGUCUUGAGUAGAAUCGUUCCAAUGCUUUGGACUUCCUAGAGAGUGUCUGAUCCCCAUGCCCUCCACUGACACUGUAAACAGCUAAGAGAAUGACUCCAAGACCUGAUACCAUGCGUGUCAGAAAGACUUAAAUACCAAGCAGUAUUUCCUCAAAAACAUUUGCUGUUUGUGUAA